Chlamydomonas reinhardtii is the source of this 668-nucleotide messenger RNA. RefSeq lists its product as uncharacterized. Bases 100 to 309 code for a protein of 69 amino acids. Lineage: Eukaryota; Viridiplantae; Chlorophyta; Chlorophyceae; Chlamydomonadales; Chlamydomonadaceae. The transcript has a single exon. The record is from RefSeq and is a predicted model, not a curated record.
GACGACCAUAGUCAACGCACGGUCAAACUAAUGUUGCUGCGGUAUAUAGCAUUAUAUAAGCUUAUCUAAUCUUACCCAAGGUUUAGACUGGGGCCAUACAUGCGGUACGCCGCCCACGUGCCAGGCCCCAGCAAGAUCCUCGCCGCGGGCCUUGAAGCCAGCGACGAGGAGCUGAUCCUGCAGCAGUGCGAGGAGGAGGAGGAGGAGCUGGGGGCGGCGGCGGCGGCGCAGCAGGCGGCGCAGCCGCGCCUGCAGCUGACGGCAGAGGGCAUGCCGUACAUUACGGAGACGGAGCCGCUCGUGGAGUGAACAAAGCGGCCGCCGCAGCGGAGCACGGACAGGAGGCUGCAGCGGAGAGGAAGCUGAGCCAGCUUGAGCAUUCACGCAUUCUUUCAUUAUAUAUGGGGGCUUGACGUAGACUGCGUGGGGUGCAUGGGGCCCCAUAUGGGGAGUCGAAUGAGGCUGAGAGCGGCUGCGGCGGCAUUGACGUGCAUGGGUUUGGGGACCGUCAGGGGCUGGAGUGCAGUGGGUCGGGCAGCACAGGCUUUCGGACUGUUGAUUACAGAAGGGGACGGAGAGAGCAACGCAUUAGACUACUUAGCAGCAAAAACGGCUCAGCCCAUGACCCACUUCUCCUUGGGACACCCCCCGUGUAAGGUGGGCCUGCC